Sebastes umbrosus (honeycomb rockfish) is the source of this 3088-nucleotide messenger RNA. RefSeq names its product kinesin family member 17 (gene kif17). The transcript is spliced from 15 exons. Gene Ontology annotation, biological process: microtubule-based movement. Bases 377 to 2755 code for a protein of 792 amino acids. Lineage: Eukaryota; Metazoa; Chordata; Actinopteri; Perciformes; Sebastidae. Gene Ontology annotation, molecular function: microtubule binding; ATP binding; microtubule motor activity. The record is from RefSeq and is a predicted model, not a curated record.
CAGUGACCUCACUAGCUCCUCCCCAAAAUGGCCGCCGGUCUGGGACAGUUACAGCCCCUCAAUGGUUGUUUAUGGUUGCUGAGCAACGUGAAAGCACCGUGAGAAGAGGAGCGGACCUGUAGAGACACCUGAGGAGGACUGAGUCCACCGUGUCUGGACAUAUCUCCGUCUCAACGUCAUCAUCUUUAAUCUCCUGUGUAUUUCCGUAUCUUUGUGUUUUAUAUCGUGUCGUCAUCUUCUCUCAGCGGGCUGUGAGCUGUUAGUGAGGAGCUCUAUCAGACAUCUUCAUGAAGCGGAGCUGAGAGCUGUUCGCUGCUUUCAUCUGUUAUCUACUGAACAAGCCAGCUGCUGCUGGGGACUGCCUGCCUGCUGACACAUGGGGUCGGAGUCUGUGAAGGUGGUGGUCCGCUGCAGGCCUCUGAAUGACCGUGAGAAGGCUCUGGGCUCCGACAUGGUGCUGUCCAUCGACCUGCACCGCUGCCAGUGCUUCAUAGAGAAACCCGGCGCAGUGGACGAGCCGCCCAAACAGUUCACCUUCGACGGGACCUACUUCAUCAACCAGACCACCGAGCAGAUGUACAACGAGAUUGCAUAUCCUUUGGUUGAGGGCGUCACUGAGGGAUACAAUGGCACAAUCUUUGCCUAUGGACAAACUGGAAGUGGGAAGUCUUUCACCAUGCAGGGGGUGUCCAAUCCUGCAGCCCAGAGGGGGGUCAUUCCACGAGCCUUUGAGCACAUCUUUGAGAGUAUUCAGUGUGCAGAAAAUACAAAAUUCCUGGUGAGGGCCUCCUACUUGGAGAUUUACAACGAAGAAGUCCGAGACCUUUUGGGAAAUGACACCAAACAGAGAUUGGAGCUGAAAGAGCAUCCAGAGCGCGGGGUGUAUGUGCGCGACCUCUCCAUGCACACUGUGCACAGUGUGGGGGAGUGCGAGAGGAUCAUAGAGCGAGGCUGGGGGAACCGGGCGGUGGGCUACACGCUGAUGAACAAGGACUCCUCCCGCUCACACUCCAUCUUCACCAUCCAUUUGGAGAUCUGCAACAUAGAUGCAGACGGCCAGGAUCAUCUACGAGCAGGCAACGUCAUCUCUGCGCUGGUGGACGGACGCUCCAAGUACAUCCCCUACCGGGACUCCAAGCUGACCAGGCUGCUGCAGGACUCUCUGGGAGGAAACACGCGCACCUUGAUGAUCGCCUGUCUGUCACCCGCUGACAACAACUAUGAAGAGAGCCUGAGCACGCUGCGCUACGCCAACCGGGCCAAGAGCAUCCAGAACAGACCUCGCAUCAAUGAGGACCCCAAGGAUGCUCUGCUCCGAGAGUACCAGGAGGAGAUCAAGAAGUUGCGUGCCCUCGUCUCGGGCCAGCUGGGCAGCGCUAACCUUGCAUCUCUGCUGGCUGGUCAGUUGUCUGAAGCAUCCCCUGCUGUUCCUUCAAGGCCACAGUCUAGCACCACAGAAGCAGAGAAGGAGAAGAUUAAAGAGGAGUAUGAAGAAAGGCUGGCCAAGUUGCGGGCUGAGUACAAUGCAGAGCAGGAAUCCAAAGCAAAGCUGCAGGAGGACAUCACUGCCCUGUGUUCCUCCUAUGAAUUCAAGCUGUCCAAUCUGGAAAAGGCUCAAGCCAGCAGGGGGAGCUCCGUCCCAAAGAAUGACAGCAGAAAACCAUCUCCCCAAGAACCAUCAUCAGUGAGCUCCAGCUGUAUGACAGAGGUCACUGAGGAAGAGCUCUGCCACAACACUGAUCCCAUGUGCCACAGUACAACUGGAGAAACUUCUCUGACCAAGCCUGCCGUACAGUCAGCAGUCGGUGUCCAUGAAGACCUAGACGGAGUCGGGCUCAUAGAAUCACCUGACAUCACUGUAGGGCCUGUGGACCAGCAACACGUCCUGGAAAGACUGCAGCAGCUGGAGCAGGAGGUGGUUGGAGGAGAGCAAGCCAGGAACAAAGAGUUACAGCAGAGACAGAAGCAGAGGAAGAAGCUUGCUGACCAGAGAAAAGUCCAUCUUAUCCGCGCUCUGUCAGAGAACGGUGAGGACAGUGAAAAUGUGCUGCUGAACGUCUACAACUCCAUCCAGGAAGAGGUCCAUGCCAAAAGCCAAAUGCUGGUCAAGGUCCAGGGCAAGCUGAAAGCAGCCAAACUGGAGAUCCGUGACCUGCAGGCAGAGUUCGAGGUGGAGAGGGAUGACUACCUGGCAACAAUCCGGCGGAUGGAGAUAGAGGGCAAGUUACUGCACGGCCUGCUGGAGCGCAUGGUGCCCCUGGUGCGCCGCGACUGUAACUACAGCAAUCUGGACCGCUUGAAGAAAGAAGCCGUCUGGGACGAGGAGGGCGCCGCCUGGAGGCUGCCGGACGUGACGGUGCAGAAAACAACUCUGCCUUCAGCUGUGGCUCCGAAACUUUCAGCUGGCAGAGGUUCGGCUGCUGAUCCUGGAGAGCAGUUCAUGGUGGAGGAGGACAGGUACAAGGAGAUGCUGGACCGUAGUGACAGUGAGAACAUCGCCAGCAGCUACUUCAAGUCAAAGAGAGCGAGCCAACUGCUGGGACGUGAAGCUGCCAAGGGACACGCCAUCCACUCUCCUCCCCUGGUUAACGGGGCAACCCACCUCACUGUGAGCGGUUCCACCAUGAAUCCGUCUGUCAGCUCAGACUCCGUCAUGCCACGGCCCUUCCGGCUGGAGUCGUUGGGUGUCCCAGUGUCCAACAGUAAGGUGAGGCGCAAAAAAAGCAAAUCUCACAUCCACAGCGAAGGGAUUUGAAAAGACUCUUCCCUACAAUACUUAAACACAUCUCACUGUCAUCUGUUUUUGACCCAAAAGAUUGUAUAAACUGUGACUGAACCCUAUCACAUUUUGAAUGUUCAUUUUGAACCAAAUGCUACCUACAGUAUGAUACUACCUUUACAUUUUUGCACUGUACCUAAAAACUUGUGAUUCGUGCACUGUGAGACUCAAAGUUCAGCUCCUAUAAUAUUUAACUUCUAAUGUGUUUUGCUGUUGUUGAUUGCAAACCACAGUUUUAACCUGUUCCUUAUCUAACAUCUAAAAUUCUUGCUGCUGAAAAGAUAAAAUAAAAUGCAUUAAUUUAUCCAC